Messenger RNA from Babjeviella inositovora NRRL Y-12698, 721 nucleotides. RefSeq lists its product as uncharacterized. Gene Ontology annotation, biological process: mitochondrion organization. The transcript has a single exon. Gene Ontology annotation, cellular component: nucleus; mitochondrion. Bases 72 to 500 code for a protein of 142 amino acids. NCBI's taxonomy places the organism in Eukaryota, Fungi, Ascomycota, Pichiomycetes, Serinales. The record is from RefSeq and is a predicted model, not a curated record.
GUCUCUCACUUUUCGAAUCAUCAGGUUUUUAUAGACUACUUUUCAUCCCCUCACAAUUGAACGCAUACAGAAUGGCCAGAUCCUCCGGUAGAAGUGCUCCAGCUAGAAGAGCCGCCCCAGUGCAAACCAGAUCCGCUCACUCGGCCGCUGCUCCAGCCCCAGCUCGAGUCCAUGCUCCAGCCCCUGCUACUGCCACUGCCCCUGCCCAGCCAGGUAUGUUCGCCCAGAUGGCUGCUACCGCUGGUGCCGUUGCCGUCGGCUCCGCCGUUGGCCACACCUUGGGUGCUGGUAUCACCUCCAUGUUCUCUGGCUCUUCCUCUGAGUCGGUCCAGCAGGCUGCGGCCCCAGCCCAGCAAUUUUCUCAGGAACAGACUAAGCAGUGUGACGCCGAUGCCAGAUCUUUCACCAGAUGCUUGGAGGACAAUCAGGGAAACAUGCAAGCCUGUGACUACUACUUGCAGCAAUUGAAGGCCUGUCAGCAAGCUGCUUCCCAGUACUAAAUAUUAGGUUUGCUUGAAGACGGGACCCUGCUCUAGACAAGAUACAAGACUAGUGGUGGAUCAGGUGUCCAUCGUUGGUCUCGUUCCGAAGCUGGUGUUUACUGCUAUUUAGGCAGUUUCCGAGCGGUUUUCUUUUGGUUGUAAUAUUUAUUGCUUAUAUAGAAUGCCCAUAUUGUAUAUAUCUUUUGGGAGAAUGAAUAAUUAUGCCACACAACUGGUUG